AUGAAAAAAGAGAAAAUUUACUGCCAGUCUGAGGAUGCGGGUUCGAUUCCCGUUACUCGCUCCAUUAAUGGCGAAUAUGGCGAAGUGGUUAACGCACUAGUUUGUGGAACUAGCAUUCGCGAAGCCAUUAAACAAAAAGAAGGCAGUGGUAAUCUCGGGGGCGGAGGUUAUGGUCACAAAAGCGGUUGA
This is a messenger RNA of Funneliformis geosporum, 189 nucleotides long. The record is from the annotation of a GenBank genome assembly. Lineage: Eukaryota; Fungi; Glomeromycota; Glomeromycetes; Glomerales; Glomeraceae.